Molecule: messenger RNA, 3795 nt
Organism: Uranotaenia lowii
Lineage: Eukaryota; Metazoa; Arthropoda; Insecta; Diptera; Culicidae
Product: CYFIP-related Rac1 interactor B
Exons: 4
Coding region: 897-1871 (324 amino acids)
Biological process (GO): regulation of actin filament polymerization
Molecular function (GO): small GTPase binding
Source: RefSeq, a predicted model, not a curated record
GCAAGCAAGAGCAGCAAAAGCAGCAGUUGUGUGUUGGCGAAGUUGGCGAAACGAAGUAAUUUUAUCGCGUCGCGUGUGUUUGCUUGCGGGUUUCUCUGGGCGGCUGGCUUGGAGAAGUGACUAGUGAUAUCUCUGUAGUUAUUUGCUGUUGUGUACAUUCCGAUUUGAAAGUAGCAGAAGGAUUCGACCUCAACCAGCAAUCCGGAUACAGCUGGACACGGAUUCGGGGUUUACUGUCAACUAGUGACAGCACCAGGUCACAGUUCCGCCGUUUCAGUUUAGGGAGCCGCCAGACGCUGAAUUUGCCCGAGACCUCCUGCUGAUAAAAGUACCCGAGUAGAGGGAAAAUUUUGGAACAACAUUUCUAUUGCCAGGCUUCUUGUUUGUACGUAUACGGUGAAAAUCUGGGUGCGGUGUGUAUAAAAUAUUUCGGUCGAGUUCUGUGUGGGAGAUAAAUACUGCUGCAUCGUGAUCCUGGGAAGGAGAAGUUUUUCUGUUUUUGUUGGGAAAAUUAAUCUUGGCUAAAAAAGCAACAGCAAAAAAAUAACAGUGCGCUCAAAGCUCCCGAAGGAAUACCAGAGUGGGUUUUGAUUAUUUUUUUUCCUCGUCUGCAUUUGUGUGAGAGUGUGGUUUCUGUGUUCCUGGCUGUGUAUUUUGGUUGCCUCUAAUCGAAUAUUCUUGAGAGGCCUUGAAGCGAUAAGAGUGAUAUCAGCAAAAUCACCCCACAAAAAAAGAAGCGCUUCCUCCCGCAUCCGAUAUCCCUGGAAUAGUUCGAGAGCAGCUGCCCCUAAAAAAAGGUGUUAGAAAAUUGGGAUCACUUUGCUAAAUCACCACCUUCACCGAGGAGAAAUCACGCAAAGACGCGCCACGACGUUGUUAGUCAUCGCCGAAUAAUCAUGGGGAAAUUGCUGAGUCUGUUGGCACGCGAUGAGUCGACCUGCUGUACCCCGAAGACCUACGAUGUGUUCCUGGAUUUCGAGAACGCAGCCCCCACCGAUCUGGAACGGGAAGUCUACGAGGAGGUCGACCGGGUGCUGAAACAGUCCGAGAUCGUCCUGGACGAGAUUCAGUGCUACAAGGGUGCCGGUAAAGAAAUCCGCGAAGCCAUCGCCGACCCGUCGCCAGAAUGCCAGGAAAAGGCGUGGAACAUCGUGAUACCUCUGGUGGAGAAGCUGAAACGGUGCUACGAACACUCGCUGGAGCUGGAACGGAUAGUGCCGAUGCUGCUGGGUCAGCUGGUCGGAGGACGCCUCAAUCCCACCCAGCACCUCGAGACACAGCAAGCCCUCGUCAAACAGCUGGCCGAGAUACUGGAGUUUGUGCUGAAAUUUGACGAAUACAAGAUGAAAACACCCGCCAUCCAGAAUGAUUUCAGUUACUACCGGAGAAUAGCCAGUCGGCAGCGGCUAGAUCAGACCAAUGAGCUGAUCGUGAGCACAGAGCUGGCGAAUCGGAUGUCACUGUUCUAUGCCCACGCGACCCCGAUGCUCAAGGUACUAAGCGAAGCGACCUCCAAAUUCGUGCAGGACAACUCGGAUAAUGUGGACAACACGACGGAAACGCUCGGUACCAUGGCCAAAGUGUGCCUCCGGAUGCUGGAGAAUCCCAAACUACUGGCCCAGAUCGAGCGCGAGGAAACCCACCUGCUGCUGCUGAGGGUGAUGGUAGGCCUAGUGAUCCUGUACGAUCAUGUCCACCCGGUCGGAGCCUUUGCCCGGGGAGCCCACGUAGACGUCAAGGGAUGCGUACGGUUACUUCAAGCUCAACCCGCCGUCAAAGCCGAACCCCUGCUCAAUGCUCUCCGGUACACAACGAAACAUCUCAACGAAGACAACACCCCGAAGAACAUCCGGAAUCUGCUGGCGGCAUAAGCUGGAUGUGGAUCGUCCGUUCGUCUUCGUUCGUUCUUUACUUUUAUGAUUGCGAACUGUGUAAUGUCAAUUUAGUGAUUUUAGUUUUUAAGGUCGUAUUUACCUUUAUUUGCCGUUUUCUGAUUGCGAUCAUUACGGUAAGGUUUUUUUGAGUUUAGUUUUUCGUUACUCUUUUUAUAUCUAGCCGACAAUUAACUUAAAAAUUACAACCAUAAAAUAAUAUAUUUUUCAAGGUUGCCUAAAUUUACGAUUUAGGCGACGAACAAAAUGCGUUAAGGUGAGUUAUGUAAGAACAAAAAAAAAUCGAACGUAUAGUUGAAAUUUAAUUUAAAUUAAGCUUAGAGAAAACGAAUAAACUUUAAUCUGUGCGGAAUAGAAGAAAUAUUUUCUUUUCUUUGUUUUCGUAGUUAAAAAUAUUUAAACUAAAUUUAUUCAAUUAUCAAACAAAUUUAACUAUAGUAGCUAAAAAAACGCGCAAUCGUUAAACACAAAUGAUACAAUAAAACAUUUUACUAAAUCAACCAAAAAAAGUGACAGAGAAGGCAGAAAAAACCUAACAUGUAAAUCAAAACAUGAAACUAAAAGGAAAGAAAUAAUCCAUACUAAGUUCGAUUGAAGCAGAAUAGAUUGUAAGGGGCAAGUAAAAAAAACCUAUCAUACUUUUGUCAUCACAAAUUGUUAUCGCCUAUAAUAUAUUCGAGAUCGAGAUAAACGUCACUAUUCGAAGCGCUAAUUGCAUGUUGUAUAGAACAAAUAUUUUGAGAUUAUGUUCGUAAACGAGUUUUCUCAUCAUCACUCUAUUCGAAACCGAAACGGACGCACAUGGCAAACAAAACUAACUUGUUUGAUCGAACAACAAUUGCUUUAAAUUAUAUGGGUUUUGACUGAUCACGUUUUUGUCUCAAAAAUAAUACAACAAGAACAAAGAAAGAUUACCAAAUGUGUUCCUCUAUACACGGCAGAUUGAGCAACUCAGUUUAAGAUUACAAAUCAAAAUCAAAUUAAACCAAACACUGUCAUUUGAAAACAAAAAACGAAUCCUACACACUUUUGCUUCUGAGUAGUCACACCGAUUUAUCAAAAAAGUAAUUAAUUAAAAGUAUAAAAGAACUGCAUUAGAUUUGCCCCCAUAUUUCCGAUUGUUUCUGAAAUGAAAGCGACUAUACAUAGUCUGUAAAUCUUACCAGUGAUAAAAUGGUACAAUCGAAAGUUGACUUGCUUUCGCGCCGGUUCAAUUUUUCCAUUGUAUUCUCUAAAUGGAACUAUAUAUUCUUCUUACCUACUACUUAUCGAUAAGAGCUAUAAAGUUAGCAAAAGCUGAGCGAUUCAGGCGAAUCGGGUAACAAAAAAAAAAAAAAAACACGGAAUGGUUAACAGUUUUGUAAGAGGAUGCGAGCGUUUUUUUCUGUCUCUAUAAACGGAUAAAAGGUUCAGCAUAGGCAUUUAAACACUAUCAAAAGUCCUGUUUAGAAUUCUAAGAUCAAAUCGAACAUUUAUACACAACACGCAAAACCAGUCAGAUCAGGUCUAGGCACUUGCGCACUCUAGUAAUCUAGGAACAUGCUGAACAAAAUCACUCACCAAAAAAAUAGCACUUGAAUAUGUUGACUCAAGAAGAAAACGAACAAUAUCUAUAGACAACUGCACAGAAGAAAGAUGAAGAUAAAAAUCAGAACUAGACGUAGUAUUCAUAUGCAACAUUGCGUGAAAAUCAUUUAAAUAUGAAGUUUUCAGCCAAAGCUGAACCGAAAGAGAGCGUAGGGUAUGAUUUUGUGGACACAAACCGAAACAUACAAAGAAAAAAAAAUAAUCAAGAAACAAGUAACAGAGCGAGCUGGGGAACGUCGUUAAAAGUGAAUAUACGGUUUAUGAAAUACCAAAGUCGAGAAUAAAAUUCAAACAAGUGAUGUAAAAGUCUAUAGAA